Messenger RNA from Carassius gibelio (silver crucian carp), 2698 nucleotides. It is a transcript of the gene ppp1r3db, whose product is annotated as protein phosphatase 1, regulatory subunit 3Db. NCBI's taxonomy places the organism in Eukaryota, Metazoa, Chordata, Actinopteri, Cypriniformes, Cyprinidae. The transcript is spliced from 2 exons. Gene Ontology annotation, biological process: regulation of glycogen biosynthetic process. The coding region runs from base 382 to 1269 and encodes 295 amino acids. Gene Ontology annotation, cellular component: protein phosphatase type 1 complex. The record is from RefSeq and is a predicted model, not a curated record. Gene Ontology annotation, molecular function: glycogen binding; protein phosphatase 1 binding.
UUACAGUGAUACUGUAAAUAUGUCUUGAGACCCCAUGUGCACUGUAAUAAGCGAGCGACGCGUGCUAUUCGCUUCGAGAUUGGCUGAGAUCUCACUGAAAUAUUAGCGCUAUGCAUUGUUUACAGACAGGACGUGAGAAUCUGAUGCACGGUGGUCUAAUAAUAAUCUUCGGGGAGAUAGUUCCCGUGGGGUCGGUAGUUAAAGGUCACAGGAGCUCGCUCUCCGAGUAUUUUAUUACAUCCACACUGGGUGAAGAGAAGAGGACUUCACUUUAUAAUAAACAUGUUCCUAUAUUAGUUUUAACUGCACACAACGAGGGCGUUCUUCCUAGUUCCUAAACUUAUAUUUCCUCACACCUUACAGUAAGAAAGCGUAGAGAGAAUGGAAUCGCAUGCACAUGGAUCAGGACCUGCCUUGUGGUUCUCAAGUGGUUUUAGUGAAGUAUCUAGACCUGUCAAGACCUUUCAUCUUCGAGACAUCUACAGUCCCAAACCAACCCCACAAAGGACCCCUGUGGCAAUACGGCCCCCCAGCCCAAAACCAGGUCCUCCCCAGGAGCCCGUGGUCCGGCGUAGGCAGUCGUGUGAGCCAGAACCAAAACCCAUCAUGAGGAGACGGGCUAAAUCCCUCUCGUCGUCCUCAGAAGAGCACGCCUGCAGGAACAUGCAGGUCCGCUUCGUAGAUUCGUUAGGACUGGAACUGGAAGAUGUGAAGUUCUUCAAGGCCAGCGAGGACCCAAUGGUGCCGGUCCACGUCAUCACAAGACUGCUGGCGAGCUCAGAGCUGGCCUCCAGGAAGAAGCUGGAGCUCUCUCUACCUUACUUCCAGCCUUCCUUCCCUGACAAUAUGCAUGCCGAGGCUGGUUUCCUCAAGCGCUUGUGCCAGCAGCGAGUUUGCCUGGAGCAGGUGUUUUGCUCUGAGCUGGGAAUUAUUGGAACCGUGCAAGUGCUGAACUUGGCCUAUGAGAAAGAGGUUACGAUACGAUACUCGUUUACCGAGUGGAAGAGCAGUGCGGAGAGUAAAGCGAGCUGGAUCUCCACCGUGCACAGAGAUGGGCCAGAUCCGGAGUCGGACAUGUUUCGUUUUCACCUGCCUGUACCGCCAUUCAUCCUGCAACCAGGUGCCAUGCUUCAGUUCGCCGUCUGCUACCGGGUCAAAGGACUUGAUUACUGGGACAACAAUGGUGGACUUAAUUAUAAACUGACCUGCCAGACGUUCAAACUGACGGUCCCCAGAGAGUGUGAAGACAGCCUGGUGCAGUUCACUUGACGCUGCACUAGCCAUGGUCAGUGCUGUGAUCCUGAUUCUGUCUGUUCUUGUGUAUAUUUCAUAAUAAAUACAGCUUUUACUGACUUAUUUCUAAUGAAGAUAUCUAUAACCUAUCACUCAUGUGAAAAAUAAAUGCCCCCUUACAUUAAAGCUGCGGUAGGUAACUUUUGACGCUCUAGCGGUUAAUAAACAGAACUGCUUGUGUCUUGCGGAAGAACAUCGUAGCCGGAACUACUUCUCUGUUUAUGUCUAUGAAGAAUCACAAAGGUACUGGGUUACUCCGACGCGGUACCCCCGAAGCAAUCUAAAAUAGUCCGAAUAUAAACACUUAUUAUAGGUGCACCCUAGUGAUUCAGGACAAGCUAAAAACACGGUUUGGAAAAUGGAUUCAUGCUGUACUCGCUUAUUAUAUACAUUUUUCCACACUGUGAACACAAACAAAGUUACGGACCGCAGCUCUGAUUGGUUGUUUCUUACCAGGAGCGAUGUAUUCCUGUAAAUGGCAAUAGGACACUGGGAGGAGCCAGAGGAGCUUGAUUUUUUCACAGAUUAUCUGUCUCAUAUUCUACUGUCAGGACAUAAUGACAGGUUUAAUAAAUAUGUAAAAAAUAUAUUUUUACAAAAGUUACCUACUGCAGCUUUAACUGCAUCCAAACGCAGUCUUUCAUUGGCCAUCACACAGUGUGGUCCCAUUGGAGGGUUUUUUCCUGUUUGAGGUCCUGCCACAGAUCUGAAUUGGGUUCAACUCAGGACUAGACCACUCCAAAACUUUCAUUUAGCUUUCCUGAGCCCUACAUUUUCACAUCACUAUAUGCAUAAAGAGUUGUUAUAGUCAUGUGUUUAUCCCAAGCAUAGAGUACUUUUACUUUAAUAUGUCACACUGAUGGAAUUUAUCAUUAAAAAUGGCUUUAAUUUCAGGGCUGGCUACCACCCACGAACAAUUAGGAUGCAAUACCUGAUUAUUGCUGUAGGAGACUUUCAUCUUUAAGUGUCUGUGCAAAAAUAGAACAGACUUUGUGCACAUUCUUUCGAUUCCUUUAGAGCUCAAAGCUGUGAGGAUAUUGAGUGUUUAGUGCUAUUCUAAUCAUCCACAGUGUCAUGCCUACAGGCCGUGCAGUCUUCACGUCUUCACGUCUCUUCCAGAGCAGCUCUUCUGCUGAAAAUUAUUUCUCUAAAGGUGUGAUGGAUUUUCUUGUGUAUUUCUAUGCUGGAAAACUUUUGGAGUAAUUCACUAAGGUUUUGUACUUUUUUUUUUCAGUUGUGCCUUGUUAACAUCUUAUCCAGCAGUGCCAUGUGGAAUGAGAUUAUUUCUGAAAUCAUUAGUCCUCUAAUGCACAAGCAGACUUUGCAACUUGCUUGUAUUAGUCCUAAUAAUGUAUUUUCAAUCACAUUUGUAUUCUUACUCAAUAAAUAAAGCAAAACAAGGUUA